Miniopterus natalensis is the source of this 2098-nucleotide messenger RNA. It is a transcript of the gene MIPOL1, whose product is annotated as mirror-image polydactyly 1. The record is from RefSeq and is a predicted model, not a curated record. Lineage: Eukaryota; Metazoa; Chordata; Mammalia; Chiroptera; Miniopteridae.
AUGGGAUUACAUUUUACUAAUUGCUGGCAUUCAUUAGCUGGAUUGCCGAGUUCUAGCUGUGAGCUUCAAAUCUUGGAGCAAAAACCCGAGAUAUUGCCAGAGCAAACAAGAGCAGAAGUACAAAUGGAGGACUGGUCAAAAGCCCAUCGUUAUACUGACCUUGAGACUACAGGGAGAAAUACAAGUACACAGCCAGACGAGCCCCUGACUGAGAAUUCUGAGGGAAGCAUGCGUCAGAAAUCCAGUGAAUUAGUUAAUGAAGCCACACGCGAGGACACGCAGCCGCCAGAGCAGAAGUCAAGGAGUUUUCCUCAUCCAGGUGCUGAGGCAGCUCAGUGCGCUCCUGCAAAAUCCAACACUAUGGAACAUACAGAUAAUGGUUUGCAUUAUGAAUGUAUGAUCCCUUGUCAAGUUACUUCAGACUUAAGUAAAGAGAAGACUAUAGCAUUUCUUCAAACAGAAUUGGACAUUCUCAGAGCAAGCAAUGAAAAGCUUCAAGAAAAACUGUCUAAAGCAGAUAAAGAACAGAGAAAACUAAAGCUUAAGCUGGAACUCCAUGAGAAAGCAACUGAAGCUCAAAUUGCUGAAAAGACAGCAGCUCUGGUUGAAGAGGUGUAUUUUGCACAAAGGGAACGUGAUGAAGCUAUUAUGUCUCGACUACAAUUAGCCAAUGAGGAGAGAGAUGAAGCAAUUGCACGAGCCAAGCAUAUGGAAAUGUCUCUAAAAGUGCUAGAAAAUAUUAACCCUGAAGAAAAUGACAUGACAUUACAGGAAUUACUGAACAGAAUAAACAAUGCAGACACAGGGAUAGCUAUUGAGAAGAUUGGAGCUAUAAUUGUGGAUAGAAUCUGCAAGACCAAGGCAUGUAAAGAGAGAAUAACUGCAGAAGAAAUGAAUGCAGUGAUAGAAGAGCGCGACGCUGCUUUGUCUCAGUGCAAACGGCUGGAGCAGGAGCUUCAUCAUUUGAAAGAGCAGAACCAGACUUCAGCAAACAACAUGAGACAUCUGACUGCUGAAAACAAUCAAGAACGUGCUCUGAAGGCAAAGUUGUUAGCUAUGCAACAAGCCAGAGAAACUGCAGUUCAACAGUACAAAAAACUGGAAGAAGAAAUCCAGACACUUCGAGUUUAUUACAGUUUGCACAAAUCUUUAUCCCAAGAAGAAAAUCUGAAGGAUCAGUUUAACCAUACCCUUAGUACCUAUGAAGAAGCCUUAAAGAAUAGAGAGAACAUUGUUUCGAUCACUCAGCAACAAAAUGAGGAACUGGCUUCCCAACUGCAGCAAGCCCUGGCAGACCGAGCAAACAUGGACUUAGAGCUUCAGCACGCCCUGGAGGCCUCGCAGGCGGCCAAUGACAAGGUCCAGAAGUUGGAAAGGCUGGUGGACGUCCUGAGGAAGAAGGUUGGAGCGGGGACCGUGCGGACCGUGAUCUGACUGAAACAAGGCCGCCUGGGAAGCAGUCACAUCUGGGGACCAGGCUGCUUCAUUCAGCACUGUGUAAACACCAGAGCCUUAACUUAGCAAACAGUUGUUAGAAGUGGGACACUCCAACCACAUUCCAAGCUGAGAUAAAAUCAAAUCACAAAUGUUUAACCACUUUGUUGCUGACUGGAGUUAUUUAUCCAAAUGUAUUAACUGCAGGCUUUUACCAAUGGGUAGCUAUAAAGUUGUAGUUUAUUUUGUAACUAUUUUCUGUCUCACUAUAUUUAAUAAAGCUCUUUUUACUGAGAGACUAUUAUAAAAACAUUGUGAAGCUGGUGGGAUCAUAUCUUCCCAUAUGGCCCUUUCUGAAUCAAAAUGCAGCAAAGUAAAUAUGUCUAAACCUUAAUCUGCUGUGUAAGGUCAAAACUUCAAAUACAUGCAUUUUUCAAUAUAGAGUUUAUUUCUUACCUGAUGAGAGAAGCUCAGACAUAAGAGUAUCUAGUCUUCCUUCAAUGCAUGCAUGUAAUCUUUGUUAGUAUUAAAGAAUAUUAAGUAUAGAUACUAAGAAUUAAAUGUAUAAUUUCUUUUAAUAAGAGUUUGGUACAUUAAAAUUAUACUAAUCAAGGAAUGAUUUUUGUUUCAAUAAAAACAAUUCAGACUGUCUUCAAUGAAAAGA